Messenger RNA from Macrobrachium nipponense, 1311 nucleotides. Its product is annotated as protein piccolo-like. The record is from RefSeq and is a predicted model, not a curated record. NCBI's taxonomy places the organism in Eukaryota, Metazoa, Arthropoda, Malacostraca, Decapoda, Palaemonidae. Bases 1 to 1311 code for a protein of 436 amino acids. The transcript has 2 exons.
AUGGCGUCUUUAUCCCUAUUAGCAGCUUUCCCAGUAGUGCGUGAGUUUACUUCAGCGGACGAUGGCAGAGAAGCGGCCGCCGUCCUCCUCCUGGCUCCAGCAAGGGGAACCGCCCCCCUCCUCGACGAUCAGGGCUUCCAGAAAGUCCAGAAGAAACGGAAAAAAGCCCUAAAUAAUGUCAUCGACCUUCCUCAACCUUUGACGCCUCCAGCACCUACCAUGACGACUCAGGCACUCCCUAAAUUCAAAGCAACUUCCCAAGAACACCAGACAUCGUAUGCGGCCGUCCUAGCACUUGAGAAAAAAUACCCUAAAGCACAACUCCAAGCCCGACCGAAUCUGAAAAGGGGAAUUCAUUAUUACCCCGAAGGACCAACAGUCGGCAGACCUCCUGAAGAACGAUCCUCUAUGCCUCCUUUUGGACCCUGCUGUUUUUCGCGUUGCAAAGUGAAAAACAGAGAUGGUACUGAAGAAGAAACUCAAAAAGUCGAAGCUACGUUUUUAGAGGCAAAAUUCCAGACUUCAUCAGCCUUGGGAUCCUCGGAAACUACAAGACCGAAGCUUUUAUCCCCGACCUCUCAGGUGUUUCAAGUGCCAGAGGUUUGGGCAUCACAGGAGGGAGUGCACGGCCCCAGCAUGGUCUGCGGAAUCUGCAGCCAAAAGCAUGAGACCGACGUUUGCCUCAACAAAUUCAAAGCAAAAGGCCACACCGUUGCCCGAUGCCCAAAUUGCCAUCAGUCUCAUCAUGCAGGUUCAAGGGGUGCCCGUCAGACUGGAAAAAGCUGGAGGAUGAAGGGCAUUUCCCCACCGCCAGCAAGACUCGAGAAACGACAAACCUCGCCCUCAAGACGACCACCAUUUGAACCUCGUAUUGAUCCACGAACUAAUCGACCACCUCCACCACAAGCUCUUCAACCUUCCCCUGCAGAACACCCCAAACCUCGUCACUAUAUCCCAAACCCCUCAACCUUUCCUUCCCUACAACCUCCAAUUCCCAAACCCCUUCCAACCCUCCCGACCCCUAAGGUUAUUCCCUCAACCCUCAGUCAAUCCCCCAACCCCUCAGGUUACUCCCCAGCCUUCGCACCACCGACGACGUCGACUCCUGCUCGUAUUGAAGCAGGAACUCAGACAGAAAACCAGAACAACCAGUGGAAGAUAUGCAGGUCGAGACAAUUACAGAAGCUCCCACUUUGUAUGCCGAAGCUGGAACACAAACAGAGGAGUUCCCAGUUAAGCAAGACAUGGAAAUCCAGACCUGCAAACCGAAACUCAGAUCAGUCGCCUCUGGAAGUGAAUUCCGGUUCGUAG